Aureococcus anophagefferens is the source of this 1456-nucleotide messenger RNA. RefSeq lists its product as hypothetical. The record is from RefSeq and is a predicted model, not a curated record. The transcript is spliced from 4 exons. The coding region runs from base 4 to 1353 and encodes 449 amino acids. Gene Ontology annotation, biological process: fatty acid beta-oxidation. Gene Ontology annotation, molecular function: acetyl-CoA C-acetyltransferase activity. Lineage: Eukaryota; Pelagophyceae; Pelagomonadales; Pelagomonadaceae.
ACAAUGUUGGGCCUCAAGUCGCUGUCGUCGCGCGCGCUGUCGUCGCGCGCCCGGUCCCUCUCCACGGGGGGCAAGAACGUCGUCAUCGUCGACGGCGUGCGCAUCCCCUUCGCGCUGUCGCAGACCAUCUACCAGGACGUCAUGGCCGUGGACCUCGCGAAGAUGUCGCUCACGGGGCUCAUGCAGAAGACGGGCCUCGACGCGUCCCUCGUGGACUACGUCCUCUACGGCACCGUCAUCCAGGAGAGCCGCACGUCGAACAUCGCCCGCGAGGCGGCCAUGCACGCGGGCUACCCGAUCGACGUGCCCGCCCACACGGUCACCCUGGCCUGCGUGAGCUCCAACGCCGCCAUCUGCCAGGGCGCCGAGAAGAUCCUCGCGGGCCAGGCCGACGUCGUCGUCGCGGGCGGCUGCGAGACGUUCUCCGACGUGCCGAUCCGCUACAGCCGCCCCGUGCGCAAGCGGCUCCUCGGCGCGGCCAAGGCCCUGAAGAAGGGGCCCGCGGGCGCCCUGGGCCUCUUGAAGGGCCUCAAGCUCAAGGACCUGGCGCCGGAGGCGCCGAGCAUCUCCAACUUCACGACGGGAGAAGUGAUGGGCCACAGCUCGGACCGCCUCGCGGCCAAGUUCGGCAUCUCGCGCAAGGACCAGGACGACUACACGCUCAUGAGCCACACGCGGGCCCAGCAGGCCCACGACGACGGCCUCUACGCCGAGGAGCUCGUGCCGGGCGUGCAGGGCGCGGACCUCUCGGAGAACGGCAUCAAGGCCGGCUCGACGCCGGAGAAGCUGGCCAAGCUCAAGCCCGCCUUCAUCAAGAACGAGACGGGCACGCACACGGCGGCGAACUCGUCCUUCCUCACGGACGGCGCGGCCGCGACGCUCGUCAUGUCCGAGGAGAAGGCGCUCGCGCUGGGCUUCAAGCCCAAGGCCUACCUGCGCCACUGGACCUUCGCCGCCGUCGACCCCUUCGAGGAGCUGUUGCUGGGCCCGACCUACGCCGUCUCCAAGGUGCUCAACGACGCGAAGCUCGACCUCAAGGACGUCGGCGUCGUCGAGAUGCACGAGGCCUUCGCGGGCCAGGUCCUGUCCAACUUCGCGGCCAUGAACAGCGACAAGUUCGCCGCGGACUUCCUCCCGAACCGCACGCAGAAGCUCGGCGAGAUGGACUUCGCCAAGGUCAACACGCAGGGCGGCAGCCUGAGCCUCGGCCACCCCUUCGGCGCGACGGGCAGCCGCAUCGUCACGACCGCGUCGAACCGCCUCCAGCGCUCCGGCGAGCAGUUCGCCCUCGUCGCCGCCUGCGCCGACGGCGGCAUCGGCCACUCCUGCCUCCUCGAGCGCUACCCGAACUGAGCGAGGCCCGCGGCCGCCGCGGCCCGCCGCGCCGCGCGCGCGCCCCCGACGCCGCGACGUCCCCGCCGCGGCCUCUGCGAUUCUUAAUGCCCCCCUCUUCGUG